UUUAUUUACUUCCGGGGAAGCGUCCUCGGUCUCGGUUAGUUUAGUUUCUGGUCUGUGGUCCGGGACCAUAUGUUAACGGCCUAAACCAGGCGCUUUGAACGCCAGUUAGCGAAGCAGCCCGGGGAAUGUGUCCGCUGUGAUUCGAAGUCUGCACUCAUGUCGGGCAGGAGCAGCGGCGUGGAGUGGGUUGAGACCACCGAGGAGGUGGUCGCGACAGAGGAGUGCCCACCACCGGAGAGCAACACCCCCGCAGUGAUGCCGGAUUUAGAGCCAGCAGAAACACCAAUCCAGAAGUUACUGGACACCGUGGGGAAGGGAGAAAACCCGGAAGCCGAUGAUGGCUUUUAUUGUGAGGAGUGUCUGACUCUCUUCCAGGACCAGGGUGACCCUGCUAACAUUGGUGGCCCAUCUUUCAUUCUUGACUUUCCAGCAAGCGUGGGGGUCCCCCAGAGGGCCCUCCUCACUCUUCCCUAUGGUCUGGUGAUAGGCAGAUCUAGUAUUCCCAGGGCGGGCAUUGGGGUCAUAAAUCAUGGACCAGUGGUGUCGCCGGGAAUGCAUUUUGGGCCUUAUGAGGGGGAAGUGACAACAAGCGAAAAUGCCGUGGCAAGUGAAUUCUCCUGGGAGAUUUACAAAGGAAAAAAUGAGUAUGAGUACAUUGAUGCUGCCAGAGAGUCGCACUCAAACUGGAUGAGGUAUGUCAACUGUGCUCGUAAUGAAGACGAGACAAAUUUGCUGGCAGUCCAGUACAAAGGCAGCAUCCUUUUUCACUGCUGUCGCACCAUACAGCCCGGGGAUGAGCUCAUGGUGUGGCCCAGCAGGAAGCUUCUCACCCAUUUUAGCGAAGCUUGGACCCAGACGUGGUUCACGAAGUUGAGUUCAGCAGAGAGUAAUAGAGCUGCAACAUCUCAGAUCUUCCUGUGCACCCACUGUCAGCUUUCCUUCACCACAGAGGCGUACCUCCAGCGGCAUACAGAAUACUUCCACACCCAGCCUAGAGGGGACUGUACAGCACCUGCCGCUGAGGCAGCUGAACCGGAAAAUCCCGCCUCCAACGCUGACUCGGGUCACUCGGUGGCGUCCGUGGUGGUGCUAUCCGUUGAUCCCCUCGAGUCCAAGACGUGCGGUGACUGCGGGAAAAUUUUCAAGCAAGUACCUCACCUCAGGAGGCACAAACUUUGCGUCCACUCGAACAAGCGCCCCUACUGCUGCCCACAGUGCAGGCGGACUUUUAGCCAGGCAUCCGGCUUAAUCAGACACCAGCUGGUUCACAGAAAGCAGGCUGUGCUAAAAGUUCCUAAUCAGGACAUAAUCUCCGGUCAGAAGAAAGGGAGCUCGACGCAGAGGUCGGAACUUUUUAAACCUGCAGAUCCAGCUUUAACUGGUGAAACGGAGGGAAUGAAUGUAAGUGAGAGUCUACAAGAAGCUAUGGAUGCAACCGCAACCGAGGAUACCUCUGCAGGAGAGGCAGAAACGUCCCAGUGCCAUUGUUCAGAUUGUGGAAAGAGCUUCACGAACGAAACCUCCCUCAAAAAGCAUAAGGUGACUGUCCACGAGAGGUUACGUCCAUACGUCUGCACUGUGUGUCAGAAGUGCUUUGGCCAGUACAACGACCUGACCAGGCACCUGCGGAGUCACCAGAAAGAAAAUAAAAGUAAAGGAGAAAUAAAUGGGGCUCCAGAGGAACCGAAUGCCAUGCCCUUCAGCUGUUCUGAGUGUUCACUGACUUUUUCUUCAGUGGACACGCUUCAGCAGCACAUCAGUGAGCAUCACUCCGAGGAUACCGCUGCGGAAAAUCAAGAUGAUGAUCCAGCGCCCGCUGAUGAUGAUCAAAGCCGUGAUCCUGACUUCAUUCCACAGCCCUCAGUGGCCGAAACAGUCGGGUCGAGCCAAAAGCGUCCCUCUCAGAGGCCUCAGCGACUCGGAGCUCGAUCUAGAAUUUCUGCCAUAACCAAGCUCAUUGCUCCGAAACGAAGGGCAAACGUCUGCAAGAAGCCAUCAGCCAGCCCCGCUCAGUCCGAGCAGGGCUGCACAGAACCAGAGGCUCCCGCUGUCAGGAAUGGAAGGUUAACAAAAUACAAAUGGUUCAGCUGUAAUUGCUGUAAACGAACAUAUGGAAACCCGGAUGAUCUCAAAGCACAUAAGUGCGCUUUGAGACAGCACAAGUGUGGUCAGUGUGGGGCAACCUUCAAUAAGUCUGGUUUCCUGAAAAGACACGAGCAGACGGUUCACGCGAAGAGCAAAAAAUCUCACAGCUGUGACCGCUGCGAUAAAGCCUUCACUACAUCUGGUAACCUUAAGCAGCAUCAGAAGAGCAACACUUGUAUGAAGUAUCACUGCACGUCCGAGCUCUUCCCGUGCUCGUUCUGUCAGUUCUCCUUCACCAUGAAGAGCUACCUUAUUAAACACAUCAAGAGGCACCACCCUGUGGAGUACCUAUCCCACUGCGAUUCAGACAGCCUCAUGGAUCCGCUGGAGGAGGAGGAGGAGGAGGAGGAGGGGGAAAAGGAGUAUGUAUGCCCCCACUGUGGGAAGAGCUGUGCGAGCGCCAAAGCUUUCAAAUCUCACACGUGCUUCCAGCAGGUGAAGGUCCUGUACCUGUGCACCGACUGCGGGAAGGGCUUCACCAACCACUACGGCCUGAAGCAGCAUCAGCGCAUUCACACCGGGGAGAAGCCGUACAGCUGCCCCCACUGCAGCAAAAGCUUCUCGUACACCGGCCAGCUCAACGUGCACCUCAGGACGCACACUGGGGAGAAGCCGUACCUGUGCACCCACUGCGGGGAGAGCUUCCGGCAGUCGGGGGACCUGAAGCGACAUGAGAGGAAGCACACGGGGGUGAGGCCCUACAGCUGCCCCGAAUGCUGUAAGAGCUUCAGCCGCCCGCAGAGUCUCAAAGCUCAUCAAAUGCUCCACCUGGGACAGAGAAUGUUCAAAUGCACCCAGUGCGGAAAGAGCUUUUCAAGAAACUAUCAUCUCAGGAGACACCAUCAGAAGAUGCACUUGUAAGCGGAUCACAUUGUUAGCAAGAGUUGCAGAGAAUUUUUGAAUGUCCUGUACAUAUUAUUUAAACUUGUGAAGUUUGUUUAUAGAUUAAGCAUUUAUCCAAAAAAAUGGAUCCGUUUAAAACUUUUUUUUUUUUGGUUUGUAAAUAAUGUGAAAGAGGUAAAUCUGAAUAAAUCGGAUUUUCUGCCAUUAACAAAGUAUGUUUAGUAAGACACAGUCACAUAAACAAAUGCUUAUUGUUUCACAAUGUCAACCUGCUUUGAAAUAAAAACAACCAACUUGACCGUCA
Xiphias gladius (swordfish) is the source of this 3292-nucleotide messenger RNA. It is a transcript of the gene prdm9, whose product is annotated as PR domain containing 9. The record is from RefSeq and is a predicted model, not a curated record. The transcript has 7 exons. Bases 157 to 3006 code for a protein of 949 amino acids. Lineage: Eukaryota; Metazoa; Chordata; Actinopteri; Istiophoriformes; Xiphiidae. Gene Ontology annotation, cellular component: nucleus. Gene Ontology annotation, molecular function: histone methyltransferase activity; protein binding.